Molecule: messenger RNA, 1574 nt
Organism: Didymella exigua CBS 183.55
Lineage: Eukaryota; Fungi; Ascomycota; Dothideomycetes; Pleosporales; Didymellaceae
Product: RNA-binding domain-containing protein
Exons: 4
Coding region: 237-1199 (320 amino acids)
Cellular component (GO): cytoplasm; nucleus
Molecular function (GO): mRNA binding
Source: RefSeq, a predicted model, not a curated record
GAUGUCAAGUGGCAUCAUCUCAAGGACUUCAUGCGACAAGCUGGCGAGGUUCUUUUCGCCGAUGUCUUAUUGCUACCGAACGGAAUGUCAAAGGUAAUAACUUGAUGGCUGGUCUUGAUCGUGAGAAGGAUGGAGGUUGACUGGCUUUUGCUUGGGUGUAGGGCUGUGGCAUCGUGGAAUAUGCGACUCGGGAGCAGGCACAGAAUGCCGUCGCGACGCUCAGCAACCAAAACUUGAUGGGCCGACUCGUAUACGUUCGCGAAGACCGAGAGGCCGAGCCUCGUUUCACCAACCCCGGUACCUCGCGCGGAGGAUUUGAAGGCGGCAUGGGCCGUGGUGGAUUCCAGGGCGGCUUUGGCGGCCCACCAGGGGGAGGAGGCGCUCCCGGCGCCGGUGGCAGGCAGGUCUACGUUGCCAACCUGCCAUACAACGUUGGCUGGCAGGACCUGAAGGACCUCUUCCGUCAGGCUGCUCAUACCGGAUCUGUGCUUCGCGCUGACGUCCACAUCGCGCCAGAUGGUCGACCGAAGGGCUCUGGUAUUGUCGCGUUCGAGACCGUGGACGAUGCCAGGAAUGCCAUCACUCAGUUCAACGGAUACGACUGGCAGGGCCGUAACCUCGAGGUUCGUGAAGACCGCUUUGCUGGUAACACUGGCUUCGGUGGACGCGGCGGCUUCGGAGGUCGUGGAGGCUUCGGUGCAGGUGGAGGCUUCGGUGCUCGCGGAGGCUUUGGCGCUCGCGGCGGCUUCGGCGGCGGUGGAUUCGGAGGUCGUGGUGGAUUUGGCGGAGGCUUUGGUGGGUCGCCUGCCGGACCUGGUUUCGAUCCCAACGGUCCCUCGAACCCGCCCAACCCCUUCACCGACUUCGCUGCUUCUGGAGGCGAGCCCAGUAACCUCAUCUACGUUCGUAACCUGCCUUGGUCCACCAGUAACGAGGACCUGGUUGAGUUGUUCACAACCAUUGGUAAGGUAGCACGUGCUGAGAUUCAGUAUGAGCCCAACGGUCGCUCCCGUGGAACCGGUGUCGUCGAAUUCGAGCAGCAGCCCGAUGCCGAGACAGCUAUCGCCAAGUUCACAGGAUACCAGUACGGUGGCAGGCCUCUUGGUCUGUCGUACGUGAAGUACACAAACCAGAACAACGGCGACAUCAUGGAGGGCACCGAGCACACUGGUGGCUUGACACAGGACCAGAUCAUGUAAAGCUGCUUCCAGCCGGGAUGUAGGGGUUUGUUCAAGCGACGGCGAAGGAGUAUGUUUGCACGCUCAUCUGCGGUCAUUCUUCAUGUUAGGGAACAUCUUUCACACUUACACUGCGCAUCUCCAUGAGACUGCUAUUCGGAAAGGAUCAUCUGCGCUCUCAUCAUGGAUCAUUUGGCGGUCGACAAAAUUUUCCUACUGUAUUCUAAAAUGCGAACUAUCGGAUGGGUCGGACAUCAACCAGAUUGUACAGAUCUCACGUGUGUGAUUGCUUAUUGCUGAUAUGCCUUAUGAUGUACUCUAUUGCUGCUGCAAGAUGCGCAUCAUCCAUUCAUACAUGGCCCAUUGUACAGCAUUGACAAUAAAAGCUCGCACACU